Messenger RNA from Suillus paluster, 2308 nucleotides. RefSeq lists its product as uncharacterized. Gene Ontology annotation, molecular function: acetoacetate-CoA ligase activity. Bases 284 to 2308 code for a protein of 674 amino acids. Gene Ontology annotation, biological process: lipid metabolic process. NCBI's taxonomy places the organism in Eukaryota, Fungi, Basidiomycota, Agaricomycetes, Boletales, Suillaceae. The transcript has 15 exons. The record is from RefSeq and is a predicted model, not a curated record. Gene Ontology annotation, cellular component: cytosol.
GUCGUCUUCAUUUGCAAGUUCUACUACAUGCAGUGCAAACGGUUAUACAAGUUAUCCAGUAAGUUGAAUUUCACAUAACCACAAGAAGUACUUGCCUCUUACAGCACAAUCGAAUCUAUUGCUGGCUUCCUGGGUCCCGGGCCAGGUCAUGCCCCAACGUACGGUGGGAGUUGCUUGGCAAGGACACCUGUAGACGACUUGAGACUCCCCUGCAGCUGUAAUCCAGGAUUCCAGGACCAAUCUCAACUUGCGCGCAAGUUAAUCGUGAAGUACACUCGCCGCCAUGAGUUCUCAGUUCGAGCAGUCACGGCUUAUUUGGACACCUGCCUACCCGUCUCAUGCCGUCUGCGAGAAACUCAGGCGUGAGAUCAACCUCAAGCACGGCCUGAAUCUCAAGGACUACCAUGACCUGCAUGCAUACUCGGUGUCUAAUUACACUUUCUGGCUCGACCUCUGGCAAUUUAUGGGCAUUGUGUCCUCCGUUCCCCCAGAUCCCACCAAGAUAGUCCAAAAGGGCAAAUACGAAGAAGUUCCCGAAUGGUUUCCCGGUGCACGGCUCAACUACGCGGAGAACCUUCUCUACCGCAACGACGAUGGCAUCGCGUGCACAGCAGGCAAUGAACUCGGAGUCGUGGCGCAUUAUACCUUCCGCCAGCUAAGAGAGAUGGUGCGUAAAAUGGCAGCCGCAAUGCGCGCGAAUGGAUUGAAGGUUGGAGAUAGGGUUGCGGCUAUAAUCACCAACUCCAUCACCGCAGUUGUGGUUGCUCUUGCCACUUCCAGUGUAGGGGCAAUCUUCUCCAGUACUGCAACCGACAUGGGUACCCAGGGGAUACUUGAUAGGUACAGACAGAUCAAACCGAAGUUCAUUUUCACAGAAACGGAGAUUGUAUACGCCGGGAAGACCCUCAACCUAGUGCAGAAGGCCUCAGAAGUGGAGCAAGACCUCCGCACGUCUGGCGUACAGCGCAUCAUCACCUUGCCAAGUGUGAAGACAGGAAAUACCGUCCUAGAGUCUCUUAACAUUCCCAACAGUAUUACAUUAGAAUCGUUCCUUGCAUCAGGCGACAACCUACCGUUGGAAUUUGAGCAACUACCUUUCAAUCAUCCAUUGUACAUCCUAUACUCCUCGGGGACGAGCGGUCCCCCGAAAUGCAUAGUCCACUGCGGUGGAGGUGCCCUCAUAAACAGCAAGAAGGACUGUAUGGUUGGCUUCGGCAUCCUCCCGAGUGACGUCUAUUUCCAAUACACUACAACGGGCUGGAUGAUGUGGCCGUUCAUGCUCACGGGUCUUGCAUGCGGUGCACGCAUUGUCCUCUACGAUGGAUCGCCCUUCCACCCUGACCUCAGGGAUUAUCUCAAGUUCAUUAAUGACCAGGGCGUCACGGUGUUAGGCACAAGUCCGCGUUUCCUGACUGAAGUCCAGUUGAGGGGUAUCAAACCGCUUGACAUUGGAUCCUUCGAAGCCCUCCGUGAGAUGACAGUCACGGGAGCGGUGUUGACUGCACCCUUGAUGGAGUGGACGCACGAGGCGUUUGGGAGGAAACUGCAUAUCGGCUCAUCUUCGGGAGGGACAGAUGUGUUUUGUGCAUUUGUUACAAGUAUUUUGAGUGUCCCACUACAUGCUGGAGAACUUCAAGGCAAAUGUCUCGGCAUGGCCGUUGAAUUAUUCGAUCCCACAGGAAACAACAUUGAGCACACUGGUCAGCCUGGCGAACUUGUCAUCACACGCCCGCAUCCAUCGAUACCUGUUUGCUUCUGGGGUGACGAAUCUGGCAAGAAGUUCCGACAGGCAUAUUAUGACAUGUACCCAGGAGUCUGGCGUCAAGGCGAUUUUGUGGUCAAAAAUCCGAAGACCACAGGGUUCAUCUUCCUAGGGCGAAGCGACGGCGUGCUCAAUCCCUCCGGUGUCCGCUUUGGCUCAGGGGAGAUCUACACCGUCCUAGAGUCUUUCUCUGACGAGUUCGACGACUCACUGUGUGUGGGCCAACGGAGGACACAGGACCAUGACGAGCGCGUUCUUCUGUUCGUGAAGAUGCGCUCAGGGCGCACACUCACGCCGGCCCUCAUCGACCGCAUCAAGAGCGUCAUCAAGACUAGCCUCAGCCCGAGACACGUCCCAGCCUACGUGUUCGAUACCACGGAUAUCCCGUACACUGUCAAUGGCAAGAAAAUCGAGAUUGCGGUGAAACAAAUUGUUUCGGGGACGAAUCUAAAGCCGAGUGGGACGGUGGCGAACCCUGAGUCGCUUGAUCUGUACUAUAAGUACAGGGAUAUUGAAGGUUUUGUAGGCGCGAAGGCGAAGCUCUAA